GUCUACGUUCGUAGCAUUUGUGACCCGGAAGUGACCUCACCAAGUUCUUCCUGCAGCAAGACCGGCAAGAUGGCGGCCGACACGCAGGUUUCAGACACACUGAAGAAAUUUGCUGCCAAUGUGACCACAGCCAGUGUGAAGGAGCGCAAGGAGAUCUUCGGGGCGCUGAAACGGUGCACAAAGGGCAAAGAGUUACCGGAGCCGGCCAUCAAAGGAUUAUGCAAGCUCUUCUGUCUCACGCCGCACAGAUACCGAGAUGCCGCAUCCCGCAGAGAGCUGCUCUCCGUCAUCUCCCAGCUGGCUGAAACCCAGCCGGACGUCCUGGUGACGAGCCUCCUCCACAGCCUGCUGAACAGCGGCGUCAUCAGCAAGACCGGGCAGCCCAGUAAAAGCGCCGGUUCUGCUGCCUUCAUCGGGCUGUCCUGGACCUGUCUGUUGGUCCCCGCUGUGUUCUCAACCCCAGAGAAAAAAGAAGGACCGGUCUGGAAGAAGAUGGUGGAGGUUCAGAGCCUCCUCGUGGCGGAGGUGGUGGGCGGUGCCAAGACCACGGCCCAGAAAUCCAGCCUCAAGAACCUCAGCAACCUCUGGAAGCAAAACCCGGGUCUGGUGGAUCAGUACGUCGGCACCCUGCUGAGCCUGGAUCAGAGCCCCACCACUCUGGCCAUGCUGGGCGUGUGUCUGGACUUCUGCACCGCGCAGAAAGAGAAGGCUACCAUAGAGAAGCACAAGAGUGCCGUGUUGGACCUGUACAUCAAGUCAGUCCUCAUGAGUAAAACCAAACCCCAGCUGCACAUCCUGGACCGAAGCAGCUCCUUCCUGCGUCACGUGUCCCACUCGGAGUUCAAGGACCUGCUGCUCCCGGCUCUGCAGAAGACCAUGCUGCGCAGCCCGGAGAACGCCAUGCAGACUGUUUCCUGCCUGCUGUCGGCUCUCACUCUGGACCUCAGUCAGUACGCCAUGGAUAUCGGAAAAGCCAUCGCAAGCCAGCUGAAGGCUAACAACGUGCAGCUGAUGGAGGAGGCGGUGCAGGCCAUGCAGAACUUGGCGCAGCAGUGCAGUGAUCCGUCUGCCGUGCAGGACAUUGUCACACACCUGUUCAAGAUCCUCGGAGGGUCCGAGGGAAAGCUCACAAUUGUUGCCCAGAAGAUGAGUGUGUUGUCGGGCAUCUCCAGCUGCAGCCAUCACGCCGUGUCAGGAACCUCCAGCCAGACGCUGAGCGCCGCCGUUGCUGUGAUGUUCAUCCCUUACCUGCAGCAGGAAGUUCACGAGGGAACCCUGGUGCAUGCGGUGUCGGUGCUCUCUCAGUGGAGCGUCCGCCUCACCGUGGAAGUUCCCUCCGCUCUGCUGGACUGGCUGAAGAAAGCAUUCAGCCUGAAGACCUCCACCUCGGCCGUGAGACACGCCUACCUGCAGACCCUGCUGGGCGCCUUCAGAGGAGACACUCUGGCUCAGGCCUCCGACCUCGUGCCGCUGCUCCUGCAGACCGUGGAGAAAGCUGCGGCACAAAACUCCCAGCAUGCUCUGCUCUCAGAAGCUGUGGCAGCUUCGGUUCUGCUGAGUCGACUCGCACUGCUGGAGACACAGACGGAGGCGAAGUACUCCAACUUCUGGAGCCUGAUCUUGGAUGAGAAGAAGCCGCUGUUCACCACGGAGAAGUUUCUCUCUCAGGCCAACGACGAAACUCUGCUCACCAUGCUGCAGCUCUGUGAGAGGCUCUUCCUGGAUCACGCUCACAGGUUCAACAACAGCAAAUCACACAUGUAUCAUCGCGCCACGGUCGCCGUCAUUCUGUCUCACAGCUAUCGAGUGAGGAAGCGAGCGCAGCAGACCGUCAGGAAGCUCCUCUCCUCUCUGGGUGGGUCCGGCCUGGCGCACGGCCUUCUGGGAGAACUGCGCGUGGUCAUCAACAAACACAAAGUGUUGCCGCAGGACGCCCUGGUGUCUGACUCCGGAGAGCUGACGGAGGUCGGGCGCAGCUACAUCCCCCCCCGGGUGCUGCUGGACGCCCUGUGUUUGGUCUGCUCCUCCGCCAGCCAAUGGGGCGACGCCAACGAAGCCGAAAACAUGGCCAUGGAGACCCUCAUAGUCACCCAUCAUCCAUCCAUAGUCCAGGUGCGCAGCGGACUCUGGCCCUUCCUGCUGCGCUCCAUGAACUUAAAGACAGGAGAGUUCAUAGAGAAGAAUCUGGAGGAUAUUUUGCCACGACUCCUAGAGGUCAACGCUGAGAACCAGGCGGUGAAAAAUGCAGUCGGUGCCCUCUGUGGUCUCUCCCCAACCAAACUGUUACCCAGAGUCAUGAGUCAUGUGAUCGACGGGCUCAGCCGCCCCGCUCUGCUCCACGUCACCAGGGAGGAGUACGCCAUCAUGCUGACCCCCGAGGGAGAGCUGUACGACAACAGCAUCAUGGAGAGUGCCCAGAAGGAAACCUCCAAUAAGGGUAACAUGAAGAGAGAGAACAAGGCGUACUCCUACAAAGAGCAGAUCAUCGAGCUGGAGCUACAGGCGGAGCUGAAGAAGAAGAAGGGCAUCAAAGAGGAGCUGCAGCUGAGCAGCAAACAGAAGGAGAUGAUCCAGAUCCAGCAGGACAGGGAGGCCGCCAUCCGCAAGAGGCUCCAGCUGCUGGACACUGAGCUGCAGAGUGCCGUGGGUCUGCUGGAAGCCGCUCUGAUAGAGAGACCCGCUCAGAUCACCGUUGAGCUGCCGGCCGUGCUGCAGGUCCUCCUCCCCCUGCUGCCCUCCCCCCUCGCUGCCCCACGCAUCCUGCAGGUGUACCUGGACAUUGCCGUGUGCCUCAUGCCCAAAAACUUCCGCUCCCUAGCUGAGCUUGUGGGUCAUGUGACUCUGCGCCUGCUGAAGCCGGAGUGUGAUCUGGACCCGGCCUGGGAGCAGGAGGAUCUGGACACGGCAGCAAACAGAACCAUAAUGCUGCUGCACCAUCAUACCGUCCCUCAGAGAGACUCCAAGGCAGCCGAUGUGGCUCCACUGUCGGCUCCUGCGUUCUGCAUCUGCUUCCCCCUCCUGAACGCGGUGGUCAGGAAGUCUUCGGGCAGCACCGAGGAAGAGGAGAGCCUGGUGAUCCGAGCGCUGCAGGUCAUAAGCGAGCACUGCCAGCUCCGCUCAGCCGCAGACAGCGACGACAUGCAGAUAGACGAGACCGGCCCAGAGCUGCUUCCUCGUGUGAGCAUGCUGCUGCUGCUCAUCAGAGUUAUUUCCACAGCCACCCCCAGACUCCAGGUGUUGGCGUCUCAGUGUCUGACAGCGCUGUGUUCGAGUGCCGGAGGAGAGGACGGCUGCACGGUGGCCGAGCAGCAGGAGAUCGACGUCCUGCUCGACGGCCUCCUGUCGCCCUGCUUCUCUGUGCGCGACGCGGCCCUCAGGGGGUUGUGUGAGAUGGAGUUCGCUCUGCCCACAGAGAGCACGGAGGACAGCGGGCUGAGUUUGCUGCGCAGACUGUGGGUCACCAAGUUCGAUGUGGAGGAGGAGUGCCGAGCCCUGUCUGAAAAGCUGUGGGAGUCUCUGGGUCUGGAGCUGGUGCCCGACCUCUGCUCGCUGCUGAUCGGAGACGUCACUCACCACGAGGAGGCGGUCCGCUCCGCUGCAGCCGAGGCUCUGUCCAGCGCCGUGUCCCAGUACAGGGAUCAGGCCCCCUCUGUGUUAGCGCUGCUCACAGAGCUCUACCACGAGAAACUCUAUAGACCCCCUCCUGUACUGGAUGCCCUCGGCAGAGUCAUCUCUGAAGCUCCACCCGACCAAUGGGAGGCCAGGGGGGGCAUUGCUCUGGCUCUGAACAAGUUGUCUCAGUACCUGGAUGAACCUCAGGUGACGCCUCUCUUCCUCUUCUUCGUUCCGGACGCUCUGAACGACCGGCACCCCGAGGUGCGGCGCUGCAUGCUGGACGCCGCGCUCUCUGCGCUCAACACACACGGAAAGGACAACGUGAGCUCCCUGCUGCCGGUGUUCGAGGAGUUCCUGAAGAACGCUCCGCAGGACGCCAGCUACGACUCCGUGCGUCAGAGCGUCGUCAUCCUGAUGGGAUCCCUCGCCAAACAUCUGGAUAAAAACGACCCCAAAGUCAAACCCAUCGUGGCCAAGCUCAUCACGGCUCUCUCGACACCCUCACAGCAGGUGCAGGAGUCUGUCGCCGGCUGCUUGCCUCCGUUGGUCCCGGCCAUCAAGGAGGACGCUGCAGGCAUCGUGAGGAACCUGCUGCAGCUGCUGCUCGAGAGCGACAAGUACGCCGAGAGGAAAGGCGCCGCCUACGGACUGGCCGGACUCGUCAAGGGUCUCGGCAUCCUGGCGCUCAAACAGCAGGACAUCAUGACCACGCUGACCGACGGCAUCCAGGACAAGAAGAACUUCAGACGCAGGGAAGGAUCGCUGUUUGCCUUCGAGAUGCUGUGCAACAUGUUGGGGAAGCUGUUCGAGCCGUACGUCGUCCACGUGCUGCCUCACCUCCUGCUCUGCUUUGGAGACGGAAACCAAUACGUCAGAGAGGCUGCAGAUGACUGUGCGAAGGCGGUGAUGAGGAACCUGAGCGCCCACGGGGUGAAGCUGGUCCUGCCCUCCCUGCUGGUGGCCCUGGAGGAGGAGUCGUGGCGAACCAAAGCAGGUUCGGUGGAGUUGCUCGGUGCGAUGGCGUUCUGCGCCCCCAAGCAGCUGUCCUCCUGUCUACCCAGCAUCGUGCCCAAGCUGACCGAGGUGCUGACCGACUCCCACGUGAAGGUGCAGAAGGCCGGCCAGCAGGCGCUGCGCCUCAUCGGCUCCGUCAUCCGCAACCCCGAAAUCCUGGCGAUCACCCCCAUCCUGCUGGACGCCCUCACCGAGCCGUCCCGCCGGACUCAGACGUGUCUGCAGACGCUGCUCGACACCAAGUUCGUCCACUUCAUCGACGCCCCGUCCCUCGCCCUCAUCAUGCCCAUCGUGCAGAGAGCCUUCCAGGACCGCUCCACCGACACCCGCAAGAUGGCGGCGCAGAUCAUCGGCAACAUGUACUCCCUCACCGACCAGAAGGAUCUGUCCCCCUACCUGCCGAGUGUUAUUCCUGGACUGAAGGCCUCUCUGCUGGAUCCUGUUCCUGAGGUGCGUACAGUUUCGGCUAAAGCUCUGGGAGCGAUGGUGAAGGGGAUGGGAGAGUCGGCCUUCGACGACCUGCUACCAUGGCUCAUGGAGACCCUCGCCUCGGAGCAGAGCUCUGUGGAUCGCUCCGGAGCCGCACAAGGUCUGGCGGAGGUGAUGGCCGGCCUCGGGGUGGAAAAGUUGGACAAGCUGAUGCCGGACGUUGUGAACACAGCCAGCAAGGUGGACAUCGCCUCCCACGUGAGAGACGGCUACAUCAUGAUGUUCAUCUACCUGCCGCUUACCUUCGGGGACAGAUUCACGCCCUACGUCGGGCCCAUCAUCCCCUGCAUCCUCAAGGCUCUGGCGGAUGAAAACGAGUACGUGAGGGACACGGCGCUGAGAGCCGGUCAGCGAAUCAUCAGCAUGUACGCCGAGACCGCCAUCGCUCUGCUGCUGCCAGAGCUGGAGCAGGGUCUGUUCGACGACCUGUGGAGAAUCAGGUUCAGCUCCGUGCAGCUGCUGGGAGAUCUGCUGUUCCACAUCUCCGGAGUGACGGGCAAGAUGACGACAGAGACGGCCUGCGAGGACGACAACUUCGGAACGGCUGCGUCCAACAAGGCUAUCAUCGGUGCUCUCGGUGGAGAGCGGCGUAACCGGGUGCUCUCCGGCCUCUACAUGGGUCGCUCUGACACCCAGCUGGUGGUCCGACAGGCCUCCCUUCACGUGUGGAAGAUCGUGGUCUCCAACACCCCGCGGACCCUCAGAGAGAUCCUGCCCACCCUGUUCACUCUGCUGCUAGGCUUCCUGGCCUCCACCUGGUCCGACAAGAGAACGAUUGCUGCCCGUACGCUGGGCGAUCUGGUGAGGAAACUGGGAGAGAAGAUCCUCCCGGAGAUCAUUCCCAUCCUGGAGCAAGGCCUGCGCUCCGACAAGAGCGACGAGAGGCAGGGAGUCUGCAUCGGCCUGAGCGAGAUCAUGAAGUCCACCAGCAAGGACGCUGUGCUGGUGUUCUCCGAGUCUCUGGUCCCCACGGUGAGGAAGGCCCUCUGCGAUCCUCUGGAGGAGGUCCGAGAGGCCGCAGCCAAAACCUUCGAGCAGCUCCACGCCACCAUCGGACACCAGGCGCUGGACGACAUCCUGCCCACGCUGCUCAGACAGCUGGAUGACGAGGAGACGGCCGAGUUUGCUCUGGACGGACUGAAGCAGGUGAUGGCGGUGAAGAGUCGCUCUGUGCUGCCCUACCUGGUGCCAAAGCUCACGGCUCCUCCGGUGAACACGCGUGUGCUGGCCUUCCUCUCUGCUGUGGCCGGGGACGCUCUGACUCGUCACCUGGGGGUCAUCCUGCCGGCGCUGCUCGCCUCGCUCAAAGGGAAGCUGGGCACAGAAGAGGAAGCUCAGGAGCUGUUAAACUGUCAGACGGUGAUCCUGUCGGUGGAGGACGAUGUCGGGCAGCGGAUCAUCAUCGAUGACCUGCUGGAGGCGACGCGCGGCACCGACGCCGGCAUCAGGCAGGCGUCCGUCACCGUCCUGAACGCAUACUUCGCCCGCACACGCCUGGACUACAGCGCGCACACGCGCAACCUGCUGUCGGGACUCAUCCGCCUGCUCAACGACUCCAACCCCGACGUGCUGCUGCAGAGCUGGGACACAAUCAACUCCAUCACCAAGAAACUGGAUGCGAGCAGCCAGCUGGCGAUGAUCGAUGAUCUGCAUCGAGACAUCAAGUCAGCCGCUGCAGACGUGAAGGGACAACACCUGCCCGGCUUCUGUCUGCCAAAGAAGGGUGUGACCUGCAUCCUGCCGGUCCUCAGAGAGGGGGUCCUCACCGGAACCCCGGAGCAGAAAGAGGAGGCGGCUAAAGCUUUAGGAGGCCUCAUCAAGCUGACCUCCCCCGAGGCGCUGAGGCCCUCGGUGGUCAACAUCACGGGGCCCCUCAUCCGAAUCCUGGGAGACCGAUUCGCCUCGACAGUGAAGACGGCUCUGCUGGAGACCCUCACCCUGCUGCUGGCUAAGGUGGGCAUCGCCCUGAAGCCCUUCCUGCCUCAGCUGCAGACCACCUUCCUGAAGGCGCUGCAGGACUCCAGCCGGGCGGUGAGGCUGCGAGCGGCCGAGGCUCUGGGUCAGCUCGUCUCCAUCCACACCAAGGUCGACCCGCUGUUCACCGAGCAGCUGUCGGCCAUCCGCAACGCCGAGGACGCCGGAGUCAGGGAGACGAUGCUGCAGGCCUUGAGGUUUGUGAUCCAGGGCGCCGGGUCGAAGGUGGACCCAGCUAUCCGCAAGAACAUCACCACCACGCUGCUCGGCAUGCUGGGACACGAUGAGGAUGCAACCCGUAUGGCUUCGGCGGGCUGCGUCGGGGAGCUGUGUGCCUUCCUGUCGGAGGAGGAGCUGAAGAGUGUGUUACAGCAGCACGUCUUAGCGGACGUUUCUGGAGUGGACUGGAUGGUGCGUCACGGCCGCAGUCUGGCCAUGUCCAUCGCAGUGAAGUGCGCCCCUGAGAGGCUGUGUGGGGGGGAGUACUGCGAGACCGUGACGGAAACCAUACUAACCAACGCCACUGCAGACAGGAUUCCCAUUGCCACCAGUGGGAUCCGAGCGAUGGGAUUCCUGAUGAGGCAUCAGCUGAGAACGGAGGGGGGGGGCAGUGUUUCCCAGCGCUUCAUCACACAGCUGGUCAAGUGUCUUCAGAACCAGUCCAGUGACAUCCGGCUGGUGUCAGAGCGGGUACUUUGGUGGGUGUUCAAAGAGGAGGCGACGCCCUCCAUGGAGGCCAGCCUCAUCAAACCGCUGCUGAAGAGCCUGCUGGACAACACCAAGGACAAGAACACCAGCGUCAGAGCGCAGAGCGAGCACACCAUCGUCAACCUGCUGCGCCUCCGACAGGGCGAGGAAACCAUGCAGAGUGUCACUUCCAUCCUGGACUCUGCGAGUAACGACCUGCUGGCAGAGUGUCACCGCCGCUCACUGAAGAAGAUCGCCAGCCAGCCAGACUCCAUCGAGGAGAUCGACGACACCAUCCUCACGUGAUGGACCAGGACUGAGCUAUGAAGCUAUCUCUCGAGUGCAACCCCACACACACACACACACACAUAUACGCACACACACACCAAACACGCCCAUGUUGCCUUUCAUGGACCACGGCUGAGAUGUGUUUUUCCCACAGAAUCCCCAACAAACAAAUUUUCUUUUUGACUCAUCGUUUUAGCGGCCUUUAAACCCAAUUUCUAACUUUUCCUUCUUAUUUUAUCUGUUAGUGCAGGUUGGUCUCCUGCGUUACACAAAGACACAAUGCCAACUUUGUUUUGAUGUUGCAGUGUUUUGCUACUUAUUUUACCCAGAGGAUUUCAGUGAUUUGAGACGCCGCCGCUGUGAGGAAACCCCAGUCUUUAACUUUUAUUUGGAGUUUGUGUGUGAGAGUGGUUUGGGGGGGGGGAAUGCAACCUCUUAUAAGAAUACAUUCAAUCAUUCUUAUGUCAGUAAAACGGUUAUAAAGAAACAAAAAGGCAAAACUAAAUAAAAGGAUCUUGAUUUCAUAA
Molecule: messenger RNA, 8594 nt
Organism: Eleginops maclovinus (Patagonian blennie)
Lineage: Eukaryota; Metazoa; Chordata; Actinopteri; Perciformes; Eleginopidae
Gene: gcn1
Product: GCN1 activator of EIF2AK4
Exons: 57
Coding region: 70-8085 (2671 amino acids)
Biological process (GO): regulation of translation; cellular response to amino acid starvation
Cellular component (GO): cytosol
Molecular function (GO): protein binding; protein kinase regulator activity
Source: RefSeq, a predicted model, not a curated record